GAUAGUGUUGCAUUGAUCUACAUUUAGAGUAUAAAUACGGGCAUUUCAUCAGAAAAUGAAGUCAAAUUGAAAUUAAGGAUCAAUCGAAAGAGCAGUAAAUUUAGCCAUGUGUUUGAUUCUCUCCUGUUUUUGUGUAGGCCAUACUAGAACGAAUUCGUGGUUGGAAAUUGGUUCAAUGGCCCAAUUCGAUUAUGAAAUGCGAAAUGCUAUUGAUAGAUUGAUUGUUGUUGAAUUUUACUACAGUUGGUGCGAUUAUUCCAAAUUAAUAGUUUCAUCAUUGGAUUUGCUUGCAUUGAAGUAUUCAAAUGUUAUCAUGCUUCGGGUUGACAUUGAUAAAUUCAAGGCUUUGGCCGCCCGAUAUAAUGUUAUAUAUUCGCCUACAUUUGUUUAUUUGAGAUUUAGCCGUUUGUUAGAAAUAUUCACCGAUGCCAACGUGAAUCGAUUCGAACACGUCCUGAAUAAACGGUUGAGAUACUUAUGAACUACCACCAUCACAAUAAAAACUUAUUAAAUUAAUUUGUUAAAUGACUUUCAAUAA
Molecule: messenger RNA, 538 nt
Organism: Contarinia nasturtii (swede midge)
Lineage: Eukaryota; Metazoa; Arthropoda; Insecta; Diptera; Cecidomyiidae
Product: thioredoxin-1-like
Exons: 3
Coding region: 107-481 (124 amino acids)
Source: RefSeq, a predicted model, not a curated record